AGCAUUUGACUCGUGAAAAAAGUGAGAUGUGGCCUAAAUUUAAAAUGAAAAUCCUUGUACUAAGUAUUGUUUUUUUGAGUUUACCAAGUGUUCAUGGUAGGUUUUUAGGUGGAACAAUCUCUUGGAUGAUACUUCGAGAAAGUAAUAUCCAGAUGAUAUACCGUCUAUCAUGGGAGAAUGGAACGGGACCUUGUGGCCCUUCGUGUAGUGUGGAUAACGUCAGUAAGCACGUGGAUACAUUAAGCUCCCAGCUCUCAACGUUAAUAUGGACGUUUAACAACCUCAGUGAACCGGUUUAUUUGGGGAACGUCAGUUACGUUUUAACGUCGUUUAGCAAGUCAGUGCUGUUUGGAUGGGAACAUGGCGAAGGGGCCAUUACAAAGCGCAUAGUUACAUUGCCAGAUUCCCCGUUUUUCGUUAAACUGAGUGACCUACCAUGGAUAAGCUCCCAUGUCACGCCCGCGUCAGAAUCAGGGAUGAUAACUUCGCUCGUUGAUAUAAGAAUUCGGAACGAUCUGAAUAAAAUUAAUCAAAGCCCAUAUGUUUCUGUGCCGCCUUACUUUGGAAUCGCGCACAACUGCACGAGCGUAGUGGAGAUCCCUGCCGAGGAUCCGGAUGGAGACAGGGUUAGGUGUCGAUGGGCGGAGCCAAGUGAGUGUGGAGGAGGAUGCACCAACCUGCCAAUCAACUCUGUGCGGCUUGACCCGGACGCGUGCACCAUCAAUAUUGUUACAAACGAUUUCGAAAUGAACGGAGUUUACCGAGUGACUGUUAUGAUCUAUGACUAUGUGCUAUACAACAUUAAAAUGGGACAGGAAACUAUUUCCAGUGGGCAGCCACUAAGUCUUACACCAGUUCUGUUGACGCUCCGUAUCAUUAAUAGUGCCUGUGAUGCCAUAGGGCAACUCCAGUUUCUUUCGCCCUCUCCGAAACACAACUCAGUGUAUUCCUACUCUACGGCCCAGUACCAACACAAAGUGCCUGUGGAGGUGUCGUUCUACAUACAGGAUAUUCUCGGACGUAAACCAGACUUCAUGCUUAGUGGACCGGAAAACAUCACAUACACGUAUGAAAAUGACGACACCAAGAGAACAAAUGUAACAAAAUUCAGAAUCGUAUGGCAUGUAGAUGCAACCAAGCAGCAGGGCAGCCGUCAGUUGUGUGUUUGGGGUCUCGAUCUACAAGGGUUGACAACAGCACCAAGAUGUUUGACCGACAUUAUUUUUGACGAAGAUGGCUGUAAAAACAAGACUUGUCUCAACAAUGGGAAUUGCUUGAACGUGUUUGGUUCCAAUGAAACUUGCCGAUGCACGCCCAAAUACAGGUCCGCGGACUGCUCCAAAGAAAUAGUGUGUGAUGAUGCACCGUGUUUUAACAAAUCAACAUGUGUGCUGACGUCCGACGGCUUUAAGUGCAUUUGUCCGGCAGGAUACACCGGUGUGCAUUGUGAGAAGCCUAUUACAAUGUGUAUGUCAUCUCCCUGCGCAAAUGGAUCCACGUGUCUAGAUUUCCCUGGCCAUUUUCAGUGUAUUAAACCGCUUCGCAUGGGUGGAAGCAAGUGCGACGACAUAGAAACAGGAGCAGAAGCAACAAAUACAACAAGAACGCCGAUGAGAACCCUUACAACGACAACAGCAGCUCCUCCUCGUAGUACAUUUGACUUAUCCAGUGCAACAGUUGAUAAUUCGUUUGCACAACAACACACCACCUUCGGAACAUUGUCUACGGCAACCCCUUGGACGUUGAUGGGCAUUGGGCAAAGUAUUGUGAAUGGUACAACUACCGUGCCGAGUAAUCCGAACAUAUCUGAGAGUGCAGAUCUCGAACUUUGGAUUGUUUUGGCAAUAAGUGGGGGUGUUCUGUUUUUCAUAGUUGUAAUGAUUAUUUCGGUCAUCGGUGUAAAACGAUAUCUGGAUGGUAUCAAUGCACCACGCAAUCGCUCAGCCCAGCAGAAAAACCGCCGGGAUUCCAGAGUGAAUCCUACCAAUGGUUCCAGUCGCAUUAUAUUACGAAGCUUAAGUUUGCAAGAAUAUAUUCCAGAAUAGAAGACAUAUUAAGUUGUUAUUAUUAAUUAUGGUAAUAGUUUUACUCUA
Dreissena polymorpha is the source of this 2093-nucleotide messenger RNA. RefSeq lists its product as uncharacterized. Gene Ontology annotation, biological process: heterophilic cell-cell adhesion; establishment or maintenance of epithelial cell apical/basal polarity. The record is from RefSeq and is a predicted model, not a curated record. Gene Ontology annotation, molecular function: calcium ion binding. The transcript is spliced from 13 exons. Gene Ontology annotation, cellular component: protein-containing complex; plasma membrane. The coding region runs from base 27 to 2045 and encodes 672 amino acids. Lineage: Eukaryota; Metazoa; Mollusca; Bivalvia; Myida; Dreissenidae.